AUGGGCCAGGCCCAGACAAGAGAGAUCUCGUACCAGGGAAGAGACGGGAGGAAGGAGCCAUCGGCUAUCUCGGCCGAAGAAGGACGAAGGAGAGUAGGCUCCGGAGAAGGAAACUCCGGCGGUGCGAUAGGGGUUGAAGGGGGUGGCUGGAAAAUCUGGUUUCCCGUACCAGAACAAGCAGAAUGUUCGGCAAAGAGGAACUCAUCAGAUCCCGUCUGUGGAAGUUGUUUACUCAGCGGAUCCGGAGAAAACGAUAUGGGAGAUGGAGUCGAGAGAGCGGUGAUACCCCGGCGGCGAAGGAAGCACAUAAGCAGUAGACUAGAAUCUGUGCGAUAUCGGGAUCGUCCGGCGGAUCUGGUGGAUUCGACGGCUUCGACGGUACCGGACGGUCCAGAGGCGAUGGGUCAGUCAAUCCCCGACGGUGAGCAAGGCUGA
Messenger RNA from Arabis nemorensis, 435 nucleotides. Lineage: Eukaryota; Viridiplantae; Streptophyta; Magnoliopsida; Brassicales; Brassicaceae. The record is from the annotation of a GenBank genome assembly.